GCUCCAAACUCAGUCGAAGAAGACUACACGAGUGACAUGAAGCCACUGGAAAAACAAGAUAUAACCUAAUACAUUCAGUAGACCUAAUAACGACCUAACUUUUACUGCUCGUUGGCCUGUCUGUUUCCGUUUCUCUUCAAUAAUCCAUCAUUUAAGGGGUGAGAAAUGGCGGUGGAAGAAUUUGUGUCAAAGACACUGGAGCUUCUACAGGACGAGAGGGAAGCUGAAAUAGAGGAGACCAGAUUAUGGCAAGAGAACAUCUCUCUCAAGGAUCUUCAAAAUAAAGGUGUUUGCCUGCUGAAGCUGCAUAUAGGAAGUCUUUCCACUGGCCUGUAUGGCCGAACAGUCCUGAUCCUAGAGCCAAGAAAGCAUCUUGGUUUAUCAUCUCUUCCGAGCAAUAGUUUUGGACCUGGUGAUAUAGUUGGCUUGUAUGACACUGAUGGAUGCACAGCGGCCUCUCAGAUUGCCUCAGGGAUAGUGACGAGGGUCAGUCAAGCUUCCGUCCAUGUGGCCUUUGACGAUUCAAAAGAUGGGCUCAGUUUUAAUACUGACGCUCUUUACAACCUUUUAAAAUUGGCAAAUGAUGUCACCUACAAACGAAUGAAAAACGCCUUGAAUGCAUUAAAUAGAUACAACAAUGGUCCUGCAGCCAAUCUGAUCACUGUUCUUUUUGGAGAUUCAAAACCUUCUUCUCAAUCACAGCCCAAUGAAGUUGGAUUCUUUAACUUGAACCUGGAUGAUUCCCAAAGAGAAGCUGUGUCAUAUGCUUUGUCUCAGAGAGAACUGGCUGUGAUUCAUGGGCCUCCAGGAACUGGAAAAACCACCACAGUGGUGGAGAUCAUCCUGCAAGCAGUCAAACAAGGCCAGAAGGUCCUUUGCUGUGCCCCAUCUAAUGUAGCUGUGGAUAAUUUAGUGGAGAGGUUAGCCCAGUGCAAGGCCAAAGUCUUGAGGCUGGGUCACCCUGCCAGGCUGCUGGAUUCCAUUAAGAAACAUUCACUGGAUGCCAUCCUUGCUCAGAGUGACAACGCAAACAUCAUCACUGAUAUCCGCAAAGACAUCGAUACAGCUUUUAUGGGAAUGAAGAAGAAGCAGGAAAAAGGAGAGCGGGUGAAUUUCAGAAGAGAAAUAGCAGAGCUGAGGAAAGAGCUGAAAACCAGAGAAUCAACAGCCAUUGCUCAGAUCCUAAAAAGUGCUGAUGUUGUGUUAUCCACCAACACAGGUGCUUGUGACGAUGGCCCACUGAAGUUCCUGCCCGCAGAGCAUUUUGAUUGGGUGGUGAUAGAUGAGUGUGCUCAGGCCCUGGAGAGUAGCUGCUGGAUUCCCCUGCUCAGAGCACAUAAGUGUAUUCUGGCUGGUGACUACAAGCAGUUACCACCUACAAUCAAAUCACACAAAGCUGCAUCAAAAGGCUUGUCUCUCAGUCUCAUGGAGAGACUUAUUCAGAUGUAUGGGGACUCAGUAGUCCGUAUGCUGACAGUUCAGUAUCGCAUGAACAGUGCCAUUAUGGACUGGGCGUCGAAAGAGAUGUACCAGGGAAGACUGACUGCUCACAGUUCUGUGGAGAGACAUUUAUUAAAGGAUUUACCAGGAGUGACCUGCGUUGAAGAAACAAACACACCACUCCUUUUGAUCGACACUGCAGGAUGUGGUCUGAGUGAGAUGGAGGUCACAGACGAGCAGUCCAAAGGCAAUCAAGGUGAGGUUGACAUUGUUGAUCUGCACAUAAAGGCCUUGACAGAAGCUGGUGUUAAAGCCAAAGACAUUGCAGUUAUUGCCCCAUACAAUUUACAGGUUGAUCUCCUGCGUCAGAAGCUGUCAACGAGACACCCCGAGCUGGAGAUUAAGUCAGUGGAUGGAUUCCAGGGCAGAGAGAAAGAGGCUGUUGUGUUGUCGUUGGUUCGAUCCAACAGAAAAGGUGAAGUUGGCUUUCUGGCAGAGGACAGGAGAAUAAAUGUUGCUGUUACACGUGCGAGACGCCACAUUGCUGUAGUGUGCGACUCACAGACCGUUAAGAAUCAUGCUUUCUUGAAGUCCCUGAUCGAUCACGUCACCGAGUUUGGUGAGACCAGAACGGCUUUUGAGUACAUCCAAGAUAUCGUGCCACAGAACUACAGUCGUAACCACAGAGACGCAACAACUAAAAUGUCUGCCAGCAGCUCAACAUCCACCAAACAAAAAGUCAGAGCUCAAGCUCCCAACAACACAAAGCAAGGACAGAAAAAGUCAACCAAUAACGGCAAAGAAAAUACUGCUUGUUCAGAGAAGCGCACAAAACCCCGCACGUCAUCAGAGAAUGAACAGAACAAGAACAGAGACGCUGAGAUCAGAGAGCAAGUGGAGAAAUUUCUGAAGGACUUGAAUCAGUUUGAACUACAAUUCCCAUCAUCCUUUAACUCUCAUGAUCGCUUGUUAGUCCACAAGAUUGCUGAGGAACUGUGCCUCGUGCAUGAGAGCAAAGGUGAAGGGAAAGACAGAUGCAUCACUGUCUCCAGGCCCCUGAAGAUGGCACCAGCUGUGGAGACUGCACAAAAAGAAGAAGAAGCAGAGGAGGAGGAGGAGGAGGAGGAUACGAUUCCAAAUCCCCAAAGAGAACCACAGAGUCAACCUCUGUUAGAUUUGAAAAGUUUACAUUUGGAGCGAAUGAAGCGGGAGCAACAGAGAAGAGAAGAAAAUGCCCAACAGAAAAAACAGCACAACAACAACAUCCCAGCAGCUCAGACUCAGUCAUCUAAGAAGGCCAAAGGAAAAAAACGCACAAAGGCAGGCGCCUGCGACAUUGCAGCUGCUGCUGCUCCCGAAGAUGACUUUGACACACUUAUCGGUGCUGUGAUGAAAGCAGACAGUGUGUGUAGUUUUGUCAAGUGUAAAGCAUCUGUGCUAACCCUUGGACAGCUUUGCAUUUUCUGCAACAGACAGUACUGUCUCAGUCAUCAUAUACCGGAGGUUCACGGCUGCGGAGAUAAAGCCAAGUCUCAUGCUCGGAUGAGAAUAAGUAAAGAAGGCGUUCUCUAUGCGGGCAGUGGGAAGAAGGACAAAUCCAUGGAUGUGAAUAAGAAAGCUUAUUUGCAAAGAAAACUGGAUUCUAAAUUGAAAGACAUGGAAUCAAAGAGGAAACCAAAAAGCAAAGAAAAGGACAGUUAAUGUCACCAACUUUGGACAAAUCAACAAUGAAAUAUUUGGAAGUAUUCAUAGUAUUGUAAUACGUUACAAAUGUAAUACACUUGCUUUUCUUAUUUUGAUUUGUUGCAGUAUGGUAGCCUCCAUUUUCCUGCUGAAUUUCAUGUGUGAAUCAGGGAUGUAUCUAUAUUUAAAGUACUACAUGUACCUUAUCAUUUCAUUUGUCAGAUUAAAAACCUAUAACAAGCA
Messenger RNA from Solea senegalensis (Senegalese sole), 3366 nucleotides. RefSeq names its product immunoglobulin mu DNA binding protein 2 (gene ighmbp2). Gene Ontology annotation, molecular function: ATP hydrolysis activity; ATP binding; 5'-3' DNA helicase activity. Lineage: Eukaryota; Metazoa; Chordata; Actinopteri; Pleuronectiformes; Soleidae. The transcript is spliced from 16 exons. The coding region runs from base 166 to 3141 and encodes 991 amino acids. The record is from RefSeq and is a predicted model, not a curated record.